Erythranthe guttata (spotted monkey flower) is the source of this 1211-nucleotide messenger RNA. NCBI's taxonomy places the organism in Eukaryota, Viridiplantae, Streptophyta, Magnoliopsida, Lamiales, Phrymaceae. The record is from RefSeq and is a predicted model, not a curated record.
AUGGCGGUGGCUCGGGAAAGAAGUGGGUCCCAUGUCAGAAAAAGGCAAAGAUGGGAGAAAAAGAAAGGUACUUCUUCUAGACAGAGAGACAGAAAAUACCCAACCGGCACAAGAACGAAUAGAGCAACCGAAUCGGGAUAUUGGAAAGCAACCGGCAAAGACAAAGAGAUCUACAAAACUAGGUCAAAAAACCACCUUGUCGGAAUGAAGAAAACCCUAGUUUUCUACAAAGGUAGAGCCCCGAAAGGAGACAAAACCAAUUGGGUUAUGCACGAAUACCGCCUCGAAGGCAACUUCUCCGACUACAACUUCUCUAGGGCAGCUAAGGAGGAAUUCGUAGUUUCUAGAGUGUUCCACAAGAGCACCGGAGUACGAAGAAACCCUGGUGACGAACUAGCAAGAAUCGAUCAUGGCCCGACACUACCACCGUUGACGGACUACAAUCCUUCUUCCGAUUAUUACCAAACAAAUGAUUAUUACAAGAAGGAUGCUAUUGCAUCACCACCUUCUUCUUCGAGGGUAUUCUUGGAAAACCACAAAUUAGAAAUGCAGUACGACCCGAAAAACUUCCUCGUGCCACCUCAUCAAAACUACACAAACCCUAUUUUCUAUACCCAAAAUACCCUUCCUAGUUCAAUGUUUCCAUACCAAGCACCACCACCAUCUUCAUCUUCUCUUGCUAGUUAUAAUCAUUACCAAGAUGGAUUGAUUAGCUACCCCAACAAUAUUUUUCCAUUCAAAGGAGGCGAUUAUUACUAUAAUAAUCAAGAAAAUAAUUCGAGGCUCGUAGCACCGAAAAUGGAGCAAUAUUUUUCGUCGAACAAUUCCGUGAUCAGCCAUUCGCAAGACACUGGGAUUAGCACUGAGAAUAUCAAUAAUGCUGUCGAGAUAAAUUCGGUGCAUUCUUCCAAGGGAGAUGUCGAGAGCAAGAAGGCGUUUGAUCAAGAACUCGAGGGUCUCGAAUUUAGUCCGAGUAAUAUUCCCGAUUUCGAUUCUUUUUGGAACAACUAAAUUAACAACACAGAUGUAUGGAUUAAUCUUCAGUGUAAUUACGUUAAUUAUUAUUAGUACGAUUUAAUUAUGUUCCCUUCUUCGCCGGCUGUAUUUUUCGUCCGGUGGGAAGGGAAAUUAAGGUUUCGUGGUGGUUCGAAAACUAAUGUAUAUAUAUCACUAAUUGUAUCAGUUUUUUUUUUAUAGGAAGUUUGUUUGUA